AUGAUGAAUGGAGCCAACGGCCAUUAUGGCCAGCCAAACCCUUGGCAAGAAUACAAAAGUCCUGAUGGACGCGUUUAUUACUAUAAUUCAAUUACUAAAGCGACACAAUGGACAAAACCAGAAGAUUUGAUGUCACCUGCCGAGCGCGCUUUGGCGAACCAGCCAUGGAAGGAAUAUACCGCCGAAGGUGGGCGCAAGUAUUGGUAUAAUACUGAAACGAAGCAAAGUUCUUGGGAGAUGCCCGAGGUUUAUAGAAAAGCAUUAGGCCAUGAAGCUACACCUUCGACACCCGCGCCGGCUACGCCACAUGCUUCCAAUAACUCAUAUUCGAACUCCAACUACGAUCACUAUCGCGAUCACCGAGAGAGUUUCCCCGAGUCUCGUCAGUUGACACAUGGUAGUGACUUGCGUGUCCAGGCAUUUGUUCCCGCGAGCAACGAACCCGAAUAUGCGACCCCUGAAGAAGCUGAGGCUGCUUUCAUGAAAUUGCUACGCCGGAGCGGUGUGCAGCCCGAUUGGACCUGGGAACAGACUAUGCGGGCUACGAUAAAGGAUCCUCAGUACCGAUCUAUCAAGGAUCCUAAGGAUAGAAAAGCUGCCUUCGAGAAGUACUGCCAAGAUAUGGUUAUUCAAGACAAGGAGCGCGCAAAGGAUAGGUUGACAAAACUUCGUGCUGAUUUUGCUACUAUGCUCAAGAGCCACCCUGAGAUUAAGCAUUAUACACGUUGGAAAACCGCCCGUCCCAUCAUCGAGCGCGAAACAAUCUUCCGCUCAACUAAUGAUGAAGACGAGCGACGUCAGUUGUUCGAGGAUUACAUAGCAGAGCUGAAGAAGACCCACGUGGAGAACCAGGCCGGUGUCAGGAAGAGCGCAAUGGAUGGUCUCAUUGAUCUUCUCCCUAAGCUCAACCUAGAGCCCUACACGCGCUGGUCUGAGGCUCAGAAUAUCCUCAAGGCAACUGCUCCUUUCCAGAAUGAUGAGAAGUACAAAACUCUUACCAACUUUGAUAUCCUGACUGCCUUUCAAAAUCAUAUCAAGUCCUUGGAACGGAGCUUUAAUGAGACUCGACAGAACCAGAGAAAUAAAAAGCUCCGCGUCGAGCGGAAGCGACGAGACGCGUUCACAGACUUGCUUCAGGAGCUUCGUAGAGCUGGUAAGAUCAAGGCCGGAACUAAAUGGAGUCAAAUAUAUCCCCUGAUCGAGAAUGAUGAACGAUUCAAGUCGAUUUGCGGCCAGGCUGGAUCAAGCCCUCUUGAUCUCUUCUGGGAUAUCGUCGAGGAAGAGGAACGAGCCCUCCGCACAACACGUAACGACGUGCUCGAUGUCAUGGAUGACAACCGUUUUGAGUUUACCCCCAAGACCACUUUCGAAGAAUUUUCAUCUGUACUGAAAAAUGAUCGACGUACUGCUAACAUUGAUGGCGAUAUAAUAAUGUUGAUAUUCGAACGGCUUCAGGAAAAGAAGUCCAAACGGUCCGAUGAGGAUAAACACUCUGAGAGACAGCAGAGGAGGGCCAUUGAUGACCUCCGGUCUUACAUUAAGCACGUAGACCCACCAAUUACUGUAGACGAUACUUGGGAAAAGGUUCGACCCCGUCUUGCCCGCGCAGCCGAAUUCCAAGCCGUCAAAUCCGAAGAUGCGCGCCGUGGCGCGUUUGAGAAGGUCCUUCGCCGAGUUCGUGAUCGGGAAGAUGAAGAUAGGGAUCGUCAUAAACGCCGUGAACGGUCUAUUGAUCGUGGUACGUACCGAGAUAGAGAUAGGGGAGAUCGUUCUCACCGUAGUGACCGCGCACGACCGCCACGCCAUAGCCGCAGCCCGGAGCCAGAUGCAUAUGAAGCAGACCGCCGCAAAGCUAUUGCUGAGCGCGAGAAGAAUUAUCGUAAGUCCAGUAUGGCUGAGAGUUUGUUAUCUGACCGUCGGGCGUCGGAUUCUUAUCGAGACCGUGAUGUCCGGGACCGUGAUCGAGACCGUGAACGUGACCGCGACCGCGACCGGGAGCGUGAACGUGAACGGGACCGAGAUAGGGACCGAGACCGGGAUAGGGAAUACCCACCUCGAUCUCGACGUGAUGAUCCACCGAGUCAUUAUGAUAGAGAAAGACGGGAUAGGGAAGAAGAACGAGAGCGGCAGUAUCGGCGUCGCGUUGAGAGAGGCCCCGUCGAAGAACUACCUUAUGGGGAUGAACGUCCGACCUCAUCUCGACGCCGCCGAGCGGAAGACGAUGACCUCGAUCGUCACGAUUCUAGAGACUCCAAGAGACUAAGAAGAGAAAGAACACCCCGUGAGCGUUCCCCCCAUCGUGAACCUCGUCCUAAAACUAGGACACCACCGCCAGCAGUUCAGCCGCCUACCAAAGACGACACUGGUGUGCACUCCGGUAGCGAAGAGGGUGAAAUCGAAGAAGACUAG
Daldinia childiae is the source of this 2409-nucleotide messenger RNA. Its product is annotated as Pre-mRNA-processing protein prp40. The record is from RefSeq and is a predicted model, not a curated record. The coding region runs from base 1 to 2409 and encodes 802 amino acids. Gene Ontology annotation, biological process: mRNA cis splicing, via spliceosome. NCBI's taxonomy places the organism in Eukaryota, Fungi, Ascomycota, Sordariomycetes, Xylariales, Hypoxylaceae. The transcript has 6 exons. Gene Ontology annotation, cellular component: U1 snRNP; U2-type prespliceosome. Gene Ontology annotation, molecular function: RNA binding; protein binding.